Molecule: messenger RNA, 672 nt
Organism: Fragaria vesca subsp. vesca
Lineage: Eukaryota; Viridiplantae; Streptophyta; Magnoliopsida; Rosales; Rosaceae
Product: ras-related protein RABA4d-like
Exons: 2
Coding region: 1-672 (223 amino acids)
Cellular component (GO): endosome
Molecular function (GO): GTPase activity; GTP binding
Source: RefSeq, a predicted model, not a curated record
AUGUCAAAUCAUGUUGCUGAUUAUAGUCAAAAGAUUGAUUAUGUUUUCAAAGUGGUUUUGAUUGGUGACUCGGCGGUUGGAAAAACACAACUCCUGGCACGAUUUGCUAGAAAUGAGUUCAGUUUAGAAUCUAAAGCCACAAUCGGAGUCGAAUUUCAGACGAAAACGCUUGUUCUUGAUCAAAAGACUGUUAAGGCGCAAAUUUGGGAUACUGCUGGCCAAGAAAGAUACAGAGCAGUCACGAGUGCAUACUACCGAGGUGCAGUUGGAGCAAUGUUGGUUUAUGACAUGACCAAGCGUCAAUCAUUUGAUCACAUGGCUAGGUGGUUGGAGGAACUAAGAGGGUAUGCUGAUAAAAACAUUGUUAUAAUGCUCAUUGGCAACAAAUGUGAUUUAGGAAGUCUUCGAGCAGUGCCAACUGAAGAUGCUCAGGAGUUUGCUCAAAGAGAGAAUCUAUUUUUUAUGGAGACAUCUGCUCUUGAGUCCACCAACGUUGAAACAGCAUUUCUAAUGAUUUUGAUGGAGAUAUAUCAAUUAAUGAGGAAGAAGACCCUCGCCUCUAAUGAAGGAGAUGCUGGUGAUUCAAGUUUUCUAAAAGGGACGACAAUUAUUCUUCCUACUCCAGAACCGCCUAGUGCCCAGAAGGGUAGCUGUUGUUUCUCCUCUUCUUAA